Molecule: messenger RNA, 495 nt
Organism: Cladocopium goreaui
Lineage: Eukaryota; Dinophyceae; Suessiales; Symbiodiniaceae
Source: the annotation of a GenBank genome assembly
AUGGUGUUGAACCAGCCUGAGGCAGACCCUGAGGUGAGCUUGGACAAUCCAGCUGGGCGCUCGGGAUUGGCUGUGGGUUGGUGGCGCACAGUGGAGGUGGUGGCGGAUGCCUCGCUGGAGGCUGAUGGACAGCUGGAGAGUUGCAACGAAGGAGCAUCCAAGGCUCGCCAGGCUGAGGGUGAGCUCAGUGCAGAACUCUUGGAGGAGAUCAAAGCCACCUUUGACCUUUGCGACUCCGAUGCUUCGGGAGAGAUCCAUGCCAAGGAGUUGCGGAUGGUGAUGAGGAACCUGGGUUUUAAGCAUUCCAACGAGGAGGUGGACCUCAUGAUUGCGCAGGCCGAUGACAAUGGAAGCGGAACCAUUGACUUCGACCAGAAGAUGACUGAAAGGAAACCGCGUGUGGAGAAAGCCUUCGAGCAAUUUGAUCCUGAUGGCUUUGGUUUCAUCACCCUGCAGAAACUGAAGCGAGUGGCCAGGUGUCGGCUGCUGAUGUAG